UUAAGGAUGUCGAAGUUUUGUAGUUCCUCGGUUGUUGACCUGUCAGCGUUGUAGUACAAGCUGUCACUGCUGAUAAUUUGUCUGUCCUUCUGGUAGUAACAGUUUUCGGCCAGCAACACAGCGAGCUCAAGAGCGGCGGACUCAUAGGAUUGUUUGAACUUACCGUUCUUGCUGGUGUCAGCUAAACCGCGAGCUAACUGCUAAAGUUAGCUAACAACCCAACCCGCUUUACAGCUAGCUUGCUAGCUAGCAUUCGACGGCAGCUAGCAGCGUUAGCUAGCUUUGUAGCAGUUAGCUAGCUAGCCUGCUGGAAGUACGAGGGCUAGGAAGCCGCCCACUCCUGCAAAGCAGCAUUCCGGACAAAAGAGCGCACAAUGGAGGCCCAAAGCUCCAGCGAGCUGCUGCUGUCCAGAAAGAGAAAAAGAGAGAGUUCCAAUCGGGAGAUCGAGGAAGGAGAGAGGCUUGGGAAAAUCCCCAGAUGUACUGUGGGGUUGAAGCACCCUGCACCUUUCGCAGAUGAGCUGGUGCCUGAUAAUAAGCCCUAUGAGAGAGUCAACAUGGAGGAGGCGAAGAGGGGAACCCCACCAGACAGACCGGUGCGGGUGUAUGCAGAUGGCAUCUUUGAUGUUUUCCACUCAGGUCACGCCAGAGCGCUCAUGCAGGCUAAAUGCCUCUUCCCAAAUACACACCUCAUCGUAGGAGUGUGCAGUGAUGACCUGACCCACAAAUACAAGGGCUUCACGGUGAUGAAUGAGGACGAACGAUAUGAUGCCAUCAGACAUUGCCGCUAUGUGGAUGAAGUGGUGCGAAACGCUCCCUGGACGUUAACGCCAGAGUUCCUUGCAAAACAUCGCAUUGACUUUGUGGCCCACGAUGACAUCCCAUACUCCUCAGCAGGCAGUGAUGACAUUUACAAGCACAUCAAAGAAGCCGGUAUGUUUGCUCCUACCCAGCGGACAGAGGGCAUCUCUACCUCUGACAUCAUCACACGCAUAGUCCGUGACUAUGACGUGUACGUCAGACGCAACCUGCAGCGAGGAUACACAGCGAAGGAACUCAACGUCAGCUUCAUUAAUGAGAAGAAGUACCACCUGCAGGAGCGCGUGGACAAGGUGAAGAGGAAGGUACGUGACGUGGAGGAGAAGAGCAAAGAGUUCGUCCAGAAGGUGGAGGAAAAGAGCAUCGACCUCAUCCAGAAAUGGGAGGAGAAGUCCAGGGAGUUCAUAGGCAACUUCCUGCAGAUGUUUGGCCCUGAGGGAGCUCUGAAGCACAUGCUGAAAGAAGGGAAGGGCCGCAUGCUGCAGGCCAUCAGCCCGAGGCACAGCCCCGACAGCAGCCCCACCCGCGAGGAGCGCUCUCCCUCUCCCACCUUCCGUCUCCCCUUCUUCACCAAGACCUCCCCGCCUCCCUCGCCUCCGCCCCACCACAGCGGAGCCCGCGGAUACCUCAUCAGCGAGGACGACGAGGACGACGAGGAC
Molecule: messenger RNA, 1478 nt
Organism: Epinephelus lanceolatus (giant grouper)
Lineage: Eukaryota; Metazoa; Chordata; Actinopteri; Perciformes; Serranidae
Source: RefSeq, a predicted model, not a curated record